Molecule: messenger RNA, 1227 nt
Organism: Arctia plantaginis
Lineage: Eukaryota; Metazoa; Arthropoda; Insecta; Lepidoptera; Erebidae
Source: the annotation of a GenBank genome assembly
AUGAAGGAAACGGUUUUAUUAUUGUUGGCUGUAUGCGGAAUUGCUCUAUCAGCGCAACCAUGUUGUCGGAACAAUCAAGUACUGAAGACGGGCGGCCUUUGCGGAAUCAACAAUGAAAAAAUGACAAAAAUGAACUGCUCGAAUGGACGGAUGGUACUCCGGGACGUUAUCCUCAAUGGUGACAAAGUUUCGACGAAAGAUUCACCAGGCUUCAUUUUCGUCGAAGAUCCUAAUGAAUACUGUCUUGGCAAUAUGUAUAACAACGCCAGUGACCCGAGUCAAGGGACGGUAGCGGUGGCAGUGGUGUGUUUCGAACAGAUAACGAAAACCAAUGAUAUAGAAACUAGUGGCAUCUUAACUCUUAUCUCUGUAUUCUUUCUCGUCGCCACCACCGGCUUAUAUGCUUACUUGCCACAACUAAGGGACUUACAGGGCAAGUGCUACAUGUGUAUGUGUAUCAGCAUGGCCUUAGGGUUCCUUUCCUUGGGAAUACUGCAAUUAAGCCCUGGUUUCAGAGGCGAGAUGUGUACUAUUACAGGGUUCACCGUUUAUACUUGGAUGAUGGCAACUUUCUUUUGGAUGAAUGUUAUUAGCAUUAACGUAUUUCGCACAGUUCUGGAUGCCACCCACAUGAAAAAUACCGAACGGAAGCAAUACUUAAUUUAUAGUUGUUACGCUUGGGGAUUGACACUUUUAUUCCUUACGGUAACAGUUAUUACUAACGUAGUUGAAGGCGAUCACUGGAAGCCUGGGUUCGGCAGUAACAGCUGUUGGUUCAGCGGUCGUAGUGAAACUUGGAUCUUCUUCUAUGGCCCUAUCGCAGUUCUUAUCACAGCCAACAUAAUUUUAUUUGGCCUUUCUUCGUACAACUUACUUCGAGAGACUAGGAAAUUUCAAUUAAAUAACCUUGAUAAUCUCAAACACAGGUUUCUUCUCUCUCUAAAGCUUUUUCUGGUAAUGGGAAUUUCAUGGAUAUUUGAAAUCGCCAGUUUUGCCCAUGGCGAAGCCCACAUCAUUUGGAAAAUCAUGGAUAUCUUCAACUGUUUACAAGGAGUGGUUAUAUUUUUCCUGCUAGUAAUUUUAAGAAGACGCGCUAUUAGAGGUUUAGUAGGUGAGAACUGUUGUCUAGUGGUUACCAAACCGCUGGCUGAUAAGCUCAGUCCUCACGAUGAUUCAGAUGACGAGCACAUAUUACCUGAUGACACAGUGGAAGUCCGACUACAUUAG